UCAGUCCGGCCCGGUUGGUGCACCUCCCACCUAGGUCCUCCAGCCCCAGCGGGUGUGCUCGCGGGGGAAACAGAGGCAGGGAGCGUGCUUGUGAGUUCGUUCCUUCCUCAGUUCACACCCCACGGCCCGCAAAGCUGCCCUGCCCUCCUGAGACCCGCAUGGAAUAGCAGGGAAGGACGGGAGGAAGGGAAGGGGCCGAAAGCAAGCAGGCUCUGAGGAGUCGGCCGGUUCUGCCACACUCAAGAUGGCGGCGCGGCAGCGGCGAGGUCCCUCAGAGGCGGUACCGGCGCAUGCGCAGCGCGGAGUCCCGGCCCGGGACACAAGAUGGCGGCAGCGGCGCUGGGGAGGGCGAGGCGGAGGCGGCAAAACGGGAGGUCGAGCAGAACGUGUAGCCGCGUCCCCUCCAGUCCGCUCCGGGCAGUUGCUGAUGCGAGGAGGUCCCUGGGCCCCCGUUCACUCCACUGCUGACCCGGCCACCCACCUGUGCUGAGCCUUCCUGCAGGCCUCCCCCUGCCUCUGUUGGACCCUGUGACGUGGGGGUCCACCUGGUUGGAGAAGAAAACCCUCUCAUGCUAGCAUUGCAGACCCCAGAGGCCAAUCAGAGCUUCUGAUCAGCAUGAGAUAAUCAGUGUGACCACAAGGAGUUGAUAAAAUGUCAGCAAGCAAAGAUAACUGAUGGUUAAACAUGGCUUCGUGCUCUUUUUGUGGGUCCAGUGUGGGUGCGGAGAUGGCCAAUGAGAAUCACGGCAGCCCCCGGGAGGAAGCGUCCCUGCUGAGUCACUCCCCGGGCACCUCCAAUCAGAGCCAGCCCUGUUCUCCAAAGCCCAUCCGCCUGGUGCAGGACCUCCCAGAGGAGCUGGUGCACGCGGGCUGGGAGAAGUGCUGGAGCAGGAGGGAGAACCGUCCCUACUACUUCAACCGAUUUACCAACCAGUCCCUGUGGGAGAUGCCUGUGCUGGGCCAACAUGACGUGAUUUCGGACCCUUUGGGGCUGAAUGCGACCCCACUGCCCCAAGACUCCAGUUUGGUGGAAACCCCCCCGGCUGAGAACAAGCCCCGAAAGCGGCAGCUCUCGGAAGAGCAGCCAAGCGGCAAUGGUGUGAAGAAGCCCAAGAUUGAAAUCCCUGUGACACCCACGGGCCCAUCGGUGCCUAGCUCCCCCAGUAUCCCAGGAACCCCAACACUGAAGAUGUGGGGGACGUCCCCUGAAGAUAAACAGCAGGCGGCUCUCCUCCGGCCCACCGAGGUGUACUGGGAUCUGGACAUCCAGACCAAUGCGGUCAUCAAGCACCGGGGGCCUUCAGAGGUGCUGCCCCCGCACCCCGAGGUGGAGCUGCUGCGCUCCCAGCUCAUCCUCAAGCUUCGGCAGCACUAUCGGGAGCUGUGCCAGCAGCGAGAGGGCAUCGAGCCCCCUCGAGAAUCCUUCAACCGCUGGAUGCUGGAGCGCAAGGUCGUGGACAAAGGCUCUGACCCCCUGUUGCCGAGCAACUGUGAACCGGUCGUGUCGCCCUCCAUGUUUCGCGAAAUCAUGAAUGACAUUCCCAUCAGGUUAUCCCGAAUCAAGUUCCGGGAGGAAGCCAAGCGCCUGCUCUUUAAAUAUGCAGAGGCUGCUAGGCGGCUCAUCGAAUCCAGGAGUGCGUCCCCCGACAGCAGGAAGGUGGUCAAAUGGAACGUGGAGGACACCUUCAGCUGGCUGCGGAAGGACCACUCUGCCUCUAAGGAGGACUACAUGGACCGCCUGGAGCAUCUGCGGAGGCAGUGUGGCCCCCAUGUCUCGGCCGCGGCCAAGGACUCCGUGGAGGGCAUCUGCAGUAAGAUCUACCACAUCUCCCUGGAGUAUGUCAAACGGAUCCGAGAGAAGCACCUGGCCAUCCUCAAGGAAAACAACAUCCCAGAGGAGGUGGAGGCCCCAGAAGUGGAGCCCCGCCUGGUGUACUGUUACCCGGUCCGGCUGGCCGUGUCUGCGCCCCCCAUGCCCAGCGUGGAGAUGCAUAUGGAGAAUAACGUGGUCUGCAUCCGGUAUAAGGGGGAGAUGGUCAAGGUCAGCCGCAACUACUUCAGCAAGCUGUGGCUGCUUUACCGCUACAGCUGCAUUGACGACUCUGCCUUUGAGCGGUUCCUGCCCCGAGUCUGGUGUCUUCUCCGUCGGUACCAGAUGAUGUUUGGCGUGGGCCUCUACGAGGGGACAGGCCUGCAGGGAUCGCUGCCCGUGCACGUCUUUGAGGCCCUCCACCGGCUCUUCAGUGUCAGCUUUGAGUGCUUCGCCUCGCCCCUCAACUGCUACUUCCGCCAGUACUGCUCUGCCUUCCCAGACACAGAUGGCUACUUCGGCUCCCGCGGGCCCUGCCUGGAUUUUUCCCCGCUGAGUGGUUCCUUUGAGGCCAACCCUCCGUUCUGCGAGGAACUCAUGGAUGCCAUGGUCUCUCACUUUGAGAAACUGCUCGAGAGCUCCCCGGAGCCCCUGUCCUUCAUCGUGUUUAUCCCGGAGUGGCGAGAACCCCCCACACCGGCGCUCACCCGCAUGGAGCAGAGCCGCUUCAAACGCCACCAGCUGGUCCUGCCUGCCUUUGAGCACGAGUACCGCAGUGGCUCCCAGCACGUCUGCAAGAAGGAGGAAAUGCACUACAAGGCCGUCCACAACACGGCCGUGCUCUUCCUACAGAACGACCCUGGCUUUGCCAAGUGGGGGCCGACGCCCGAGCGGCUGCAGGAGCUGAGCACCGCCUACCGGCAGUCAGGCCGCAGCCACGGCUCCAGUUCCUCGUCGUCUUCCUCCGAGAACAAGGACCGGGACUCCGGCCGCGAGCAGGGCCCCAGCCGCGAGCCUCACCCCACUUAACACAUCCUGCGGGGAGGAGGAGCCCCAGGGUGCUGGUACGGACUGCUGGGACUUGGGCCUCUUGGGGCUGAGCAGACCCCAGGACCCUCCCCCUGAGGUGGCAGCAGGGCUCAGGCUGCCAGUGACAUAGGAAGAUUAUGGCUCUGCCAGGGCUCCCCCUCCCUGCCCGAUCCCCUGACUCCUCACCUCAAACUUGCUCCAGCUCCCGUGUAAAUAGGCCCCAUCCCUUCCCUUCCUACCCACCCCCCACCCCCCAUCCAUACCAUCUUAUUGCCACCUCGUUUCAUUUGUAAAAGGAAAUACAGAAGCCUCCCUAAGAAUGCGUGAGGGUCUUGAGGGCAGAGAAGGCAGAGAGUCUGGAGCUAGUCCUGGGACCACACCCUCUACAUUCAGGCUCACCUUCUGGACCCCUGGGCCUCCACGCCCCAGCCCCGGGAUCCAGUGUCUAACUUCUCACCCUGCUGACCCCACAGUUGGGUCCCUGGUGGCCUCUGCCUGUGUCCAUCGGGUCUGAAGAGUCCAGAGCCCAGCACCAUCCAUCUGUAAGUCCCAGACUCCCACAGCCAGGCCUGCCCUCGUACCUCUAGGGAGCAGAGGACGGGAGGCUGUGCCCAGGUAGCGAGCUAGACUCCUGCUUGACCUGCAGCCACCACAGUGAGUGAGCAGCCAGGUAUGUUUCACAGUCAGGGGUCAGGAGGAAGAGCAGCUCUGAGCCACCAUGGGCUUUAGGGUAUGGCCUCUGUACAGACAGGCACCCGGCUGAGCUGUCCUGAGGACCUCUAGGCAUGGAGCAGAUGUUCCCCUGGAGCCCAGGGGAGGAAGAGGGUCUGAAGGUGCUGGGGGGUGGGGGUUAGGGGGCUCUUACCAGCUCAGCCAUCUGUCCCAGUAUCAGGCCUCUGCCCCAAGGGCCUGCCCUGCUGUCGGGCCACUGCACUUUGAGAGGCCGGGCAGGCCGCACUGUGGGGCUUGGCAGCUCCUGGGAGCUGUGACAGGCUCUUCCUCUCUGUUUCCCAAGUCCUUGCCGACAAAGUAAGAUGGUCAGGACUGGACUCUGGUCCCUUUAUUGAGACUGAGGGGCCAGUGGGUCCAUCCAAACAAAAAUAAAUUUUUCUCCCCAAAGCCUGCCUGCAGGCUAGGGCACCCAGCAUGUCCUGGCUGGGGCCCAUGGCUGUCCCCUAAAGCCAGCAACACAGGUCUGGCUCUCUUAGAGUGACAGGAUGCUGGCUGCCCAGUGUCUGGAGACCCUAAGGUGGAACAGGGAGGUGAGUCCCACUGGGUCCCCCCACCCCUAACAUGGCUGGCCCCAAUAUCCACGGUCUGCGUUGGGCCCUUGGGGCUCAGUCAUCGGUCAGGGUGAUGACGUCGUACUCGAUGCCCUGGUGCUGCAGCUGUUGGAUGUGUUCAGGCACUGCCUCUUCUGUGCCAAACAGGCCCUGGGCUUGGGCCAUAGCAGCAUCGGCCACCGCUGCCAGGGGAGGGGAAAGGACGGUGAGCCUGAGGCCCCAGAAGCUGGGGCUGGGUCCCCAUGGUUUUCAGGGUCCCACCCCAUACCUGUGACUGCUGAGUGUGCUGCCGCCUCCAGUUGGGCCUGUGUGACAAGCUGCUGGCCUGGGGACACGGGCACAUACUGGAUCUAGAGGGGAGAAGCCAGUGAGAUGUGGCCUUGGAGGAGUACUGCCUAUGCCCCAACUCUGCACAAUUCCCCAAAGGUCCUACCUGGGACUCCUGGAGGAAUGGGGCCCCCUGUUCAUACUGGAUGUGUGUGAUCUGGCCUUCCUGUACCUGGAGAGAGGAAGCCGAUCUGGUGAUUGAAGAGGCUGUCCACCCCUCCCCUCAUUCCCAUCCCUGCCCAGGCCUGGCCCACCUGGAUGUGAUGGCCCUCUGGAACCACGACAUAUUCCUGGGGGAGCAGGUGCUGGACUCCGUCCUGGGAGAUGAUGUAUUGUACCUGGAGAAGGGUGGAGAAGAGGCAGGCGCUGGGGGCCCUGCUGAACCAGGAAGAUUGAGCAGGGAGCCAGGGACACCCACCAUCAACGAUGGCAGCCGCACAGACCCUGGGAGGAGUGGUUGGGGAAGUACUGGUCCUCCCCAGAGUGGAGUCUGGAGGAGGGGCAGGGCGGGCUCUCCUGGCUGAGCAGGUGCUCACCUGGUUGUCAGAGGUAACCAGAUGCUGUACUGUCUGGCCAUCAGCUGUGGUGAUCUCUUGGAUAUAGGUGGCUUCUUCCUGCCAGGACCAAGUCAGCUCUAGCCUCAGCUCUGUGUGCCCCCACCCCAGCCUGUGACUUGCCAGCAGGGCCCCAAUCCAGGCUCUCACCUGAUUGGUCACUGUCUGCUCUUGGGCGACAAUGAUGUGUUCCUGGCCCAGUGCCUGCUGUAGCCGCUCUGGCCCCAAGACCCCAUGACCGGACUGGAGUGCAGCUGGGCAGAGAAGAGAGGGUGCUCACACAGCGGAUCCAGGGAAACCUGAGGUGCCCCAGCACCCACCCUGGUCUCCCAGGGGCGGCUCACUGUGCAGCGUGGCCAGCGUGUCAUCAUCACUGUUCAGGAUGAUGGUCUGGGUGGGGGUCCGGCCUGGGGUCCGGGCAGUAGGUGUCCCCGCCUUUCUCCCAUCAGGACUGUGCAGCCGCUGGAUAUGGAACUUGAGAUGCCCAUUCCGGUUGAAACUGUGGGGGAGGGAAGAAGGCUCAGGGCAGUCCCAUCACGCGUGCCCAGCAGCCCCUACCCGCCUGUCCCCAGCCUCACCGCUGCCCGCAGAGAUGGCACACAAAAGGCUUCUCGUUGGUGUGGGUCAGCAUGUGUCGCCGCAGGUCCUUCUUGUUCUUGGAGGCAAAGCUGCACUGGCUGCACUGGUGGGGCCGCAGGCUCGAGUGCUGUGCCAUGUGGGCCUGGAGCAGAAGCAGAGUCGGGCACUGGCCAGGUGAGGACAAGCAGCCUCCCACCGAGGCAACUGUUGGGGAGUCUGU
Molecule: messenger RNA, 5802 nt
Organism: Panthera uncia (snow leopard)
Lineage: Eukaryota; Metazoa; Chordata; Mammalia; Carnivora; Felidae
Gene: PCIF1
Product: phosphorylated CTD interacting factor 1
Exons: 18
Coding region: 686-2839 (717 amino acids)
Cellular component (GO): nucleus
Molecular function (GO): mRNA (2'-O-methyladenosine-N6-)-methyltransferase activity; RNA polymerase II C-terminal domain binding
Source: RefSeq, a predicted model, not a curated record